This is a messenger RNA of Nematolebias whitei (Rio pearlfish), 1680 nucleotides long. It is a transcript of the gene cdk5rap3, whose product is annotated as CDK5 regulatory subunit associated protein 3. The coding region runs from base 127 to 1638 and encodes 503 amino acids. Gene Ontology annotation, biological process: regulation of mitotic cell cycle; regulation of cyclin-dependent protein serine/threonine kinase activity. Gene Ontology annotation, cellular component: endomembrane system. NCBI's taxonomy places the organism in Eukaryota, Metazoa, Chordata, Actinopteri, Cyprinodontiformes, Rivulidae. The record is from RefSeq and is a predicted model, not a curated record. The transcript is spliced from 14 exons.
CUCCCAACGUGUCAUAAACAGCGAAAUCCUGAUGGUGCCAGAGGAAAUAUCUGAAAAUAACUAUUUAAAAUCGAUGAAACGGUGAAACAUUGGCAGCGUACUCGGGUUUUAAAGAGCGGAGGGAUAAUGGAGCAGAAUAUUCAGAAUCUUCCCAUCGACAUACAGAUCAGCAAACUUUUAGACUGGCUGCUGGAUCGACGUCACUGUAACAUAAAAUGGCAAAGCGCCAUUAAAACGGUCAGAGAGAAGAUCAACGCGGCCAUUCAGGACAUGCCAGAAAACGAGGAGAUCAAGCAGCUUCUCUCCGGCUCCUACAUUCACUACUUUCACUGCCUGCGGAUUGUGGAGGUUCUGAAAAGAACCGAGGCGUCAUCCAAGAACAUCUUCGGCAGAUAUUCUUCUCAGAGAAUGAAGGACUGGCAGGAGAUCGUGUCGCUCUAUGAAGCAGAUAACGUGUAUUUGGCGGAGGUGGCCAGCUUGCUGACUCGUAACGUGAGCUACGAAGGUCCGGCUCUGAGGAAGCAGCUCGCCAAAGCUCAGCAGCUGCAGCAGGAGCUCAGCAGGCGGGAGGUGGAGUGUCAGCGUUCAGCCUCAGAGCUGAGGGAGCGCUACUACGCCGCCUGCAAACAGUACGGGAUCACCGGGGACAAUGUUCCACGAGAGCUUCAGGCUCUGGUGAAGGAGUUACCGGACGUCCUGGAGAAGGUCGGGAAGGACGCAGCUCAGUUGGAGGAGCACAUUCAGCUUUACGCUGCUUUCACAAACUUCGUGUGCGACUGGUCUGAACCAGUCCUGCCGAUGCUGACUUGUGCCCAGAAGAAGGGGAACGUAACGUUCUAUGAGUGGAGAACGGGGAACGUCCCAGCGGUGGUCGAACGCCCGGCGGUGGAGGAUGCUCCUCCGGAAGCUGGGACUGAAAACACGAUCGACUGGGGGGACUUGGGGACGGGAGCAGACGAUCUGGGUGUGAGCGCAGUUGGGGAUGGGGUGGACUGGGGCAUCAGUCUGGAACCAACAUCUGGGGACACUGGUGCGGGCGGCAUCGACUGGGGCGACAGUGAAGCCACUCCAGUUGAGAUCGAAAUUGUAGACGCGGGCACCGGAUGUCCUGAGGGCGUUGCGAGGGGGGAGGACGCUCUGAGUUUACUGGAAAACUCUCAGUCACGCAGCCAGUUCAUCGAUGAGCUCAUGGAGCUGGAGGUGUUCCUCACCCAGCGCAUCAGAGAGAUGAGAGAGGAGGGGGACGUGGUGUCCAUGAGCCAGUUCCAGCUGGCCCCCUCUGUCAUCCAGAAGCAAACCCAGGAACACGUCAGGGACAUGCUGUCCCAGGUGCAGGACCUUCUGGGCCGGCUCACCUCCCUCCGGAUGCAGCACCUGUUCAUGAUCCAGGCCUCACCGAGGUAUGUGGAGCGCGUGUCGGAGAUGCUGAGGCAGAAGCUGAAGCAGGCUGAAGUUCUGGUGCUGAAAGCUGCGUCGAUGGCCGAGAGGAGGCAGGACACGUUACAGGAGCAGUCCAUGCUGGAGCCUCGUGUCGGCCUGCUGGCAGGACGCACCCGGGAACUCCAGAAACUGAUCGAAGCAGACAUUUCAAAGCGAUACCACAGCAGACCAGUCAACUUGAUGGGGGUUAAUAUUUAGAGGACUCGGCGGAUGUCCACAGAAAUAUUUUGUCAUAAUCAA